This is a messenger RNA of Saccostrea cuccullata (small rock oyster), 900 nucleotides long. Its product is annotated as E3 ubiquitin-protein ligase MARCHF8-like. The record is from RefSeq and is a predicted model, not a curated record. NCBI's taxonomy places the organism in Eukaryota, Metazoa, Mollusca, Bivalvia, Ostreida, Ostreidae. The transcript is spliced from 4 exons. Bases 103 to 852 code for a protein of 249 amino acids. Gene Ontology annotation, molecular function: zinc ion binding.
UGACAUUUUUAUUGUGACGUAAACAAGAGGAACCCUAAACGUUGUAAACGUAAAUACAAAAUAUGAUGUAGGUAUACUUCAUAAAAUUAUUAUCGAGAUAAAAUGGCUGAGCUCUCUCAAUCCCAGGAAACAAGCUGUGUAGAACAGAAAUCUGAAGAAGAGGUCCAACUUUCCCAGAUAGGACUAACGCCGUCAUCAGAGGAUUCGGGUGUCACGCCCUCUCCUAACACGUCAGACCUUCAAGUUAAUAUUGUCAUCAAUUCUUCCUCGUCCAGCAGCGAAAACGUUUGCAGAAUUUGUCAACUGGCCAAAAAGAAUUCGGAUGAAGAUUUGGGAUCUACUGAAUGUAACUGUCGUGGUCAGUUGUCCAGAGUUCAUUAUUCCUGUCUGAAGGAGUGGGUACGAUACAAAGGCUCUACUAAAUGUGAAAUAUGUAAUGGUCAUUUUGCCUGCAUUACACCACCUGCGCAUCCAGGAAUACUUCAGCUAGAGGCUUUACGUCAACUUGCCUGGCAUCUAGAGCGGAACCGCCCCUUCAGUAGGCGCAAAAGAGCCGUCCUUGGAGCUACCGUGCUCUUUCUCGUCAUAGUGACCAGCGUGACGUCACUGCUGACCGUCAGUGCAGACAGAGAAUACGAGAAAGCUGCCAAAGACCCAUGGAGCUCACAAAAACGAAUGGAUGAAUCCAAUAUCAUUUUCUCCGUCUGCAUCGCCUUUGCGUUUUUCUGCGCCACUCUGACUGUUGGACUUAUAGUUAUCUGGUUCGGGGUGGAGUGCUGCUUUGCCAUGCAUCGUCGAGGGAUUCUACGAAGAGCAUCGAGACGGUUACUACGGAACGAAAAUAGGGCCUAAUUAUGUGAUUAAUUAUCAUACAACAGGAAUAAAUUAGCUAGACUUAAA